Messenger RNA from Tachysurus vachellii, 1043 nucleotides. It is a transcript of the gene psmb8a, whose product is annotated as proteasome 20S subunit beta 8A. Lineage: Eukaryota; Metazoa; Chordata; Actinopteri; Siluriformes; Bagridae. Bases 129 to 953 code for a protein of 274 amino acids. The transcript has 7 exons. Gene Ontology annotation, molecular function: threonine-type endopeptidase activity. Gene Ontology annotation, cellular component: proteasome core complex. The record is from RefSeq and is a predicted model, not a curated record.
UACAGGCAGGAAGUCUUCCUGAAAACGGAUGAUGUGAACAGACGAGUUGAUCUCAUUGGACACCCGAGCGCUAAACCCGGCAGGAAUUUGUGUUUUAAGACUUAUUAAUCGAUUUAAGAACAGCCAGCAUGGCACUUUUGGAAGUGAGCGGAUCUUCGUCUCAAUUCGGUCCCUUCUCGCCGUUCGCCUCAAAACGGGUGGGGUUUCUCGAUCGACCGAAUCACUACAGCUUUGGGACAAAAUCUCAGGAAUUUGCUGUACCAGUUGGUGUUGAUCCUUCAUCCUUUCUGAAAUCGUGCAGUUGUGAUGAUGGGAUAUCGAUAGAUAUGACCCACGGCACUACGACACUGGCUUUUAAGUUCCGCCACGGUGUCAUUGUAGCUGUCGACUCCAGGGCCUCGGCUGGACGCUAUAUUGCAACAUUGGAGGCGAAUAAGGUGAUCGAGAUCAACCCUUACCUGCUGGGCACCAUGUCUGGUAGUGCAGCAGACUGUCAGUACUGGGAGAGACUUCUGGCUAAGGAGUGCAGGCUUUAUCAGCUCCGUAACAAGCAGAGGAUCUCAGUGUCUGCAGCUUCCAAGCUGCUGUCUAACAUGAUGCUUGGUUAUAGAGGCAUGGGCCUGUCCAUGGGUAGCAUGAUCUGUGGCUGGGACAAGAAGGGUCCUGGUCUGUAUUAUGUAGAUGACAAUGGAACACGUCUUUCAGGGAAAAUGUUUUCCACAGGCUGUGGGAACAGCUAUGCAUACGGGGUGAUAGACAGUGGCUUCCGUGAGGAUAUGACAGUGGAAGAGGCGUAUGAGCUCGGCCGGCGUGGCAUUGCUCACGCCACACACAGAGACGCCUACUCUGGUGGAGUCGUGAACCUCUAUCACAUGAAGGAGGACGGUUGGAUUAAGGUGUGCAAGGAGGAUGUAUCCGAUCUAAUCCAUCAGUACAAGAAAGGAAUGUUCUGAAUACACAGAUUAUUUUCUACUCACACACUAACGCUGUAUCUAACACAAUUCACGUAUGAAAAUAAAGAUGGAUUUCAAACGAAACAAUAA